Siniperca chuatsi (mandarin fish) is the source of this 5023-nucleotide messenger RNA. RefSeq names its product vomeronasal type-2 receptor 1. Gene Ontology annotation, molecular function: G protein-coupled receptor activity; olfactory receptor activity. Gene Ontology annotation, cellular component: membrane. NCBI's taxonomy places the organism in Eukaryota, Metazoa, Chordata, Actinopteri, Centrarchiformes, Sinipercidae. The transcript is spliced from 14 exons. Bases 1433 to 4285 code for a protein of 950 amino acids. The record is from RefSeq and is a predicted model, not a curated record. Gene Ontology annotation, biological process: G protein-coupled receptor signaling pathway.
AGUUUGAUACAUUUUUUCAGUCAUCUUCCCCAUUUCUUCACGCUCUUGCUAUUUGCUAUUGAAAUUAUUUAACUUGCUUCCAAUGCUGCCUUAUGCGUUUUGAAAAUGUACUUGUACUGACUGUAAUAAAAGCCAGAUUACUCUUAUAUCACAACAGUUUUGUUUAGCACCGGAAGCAAAUGAAGGUAUGUCACCACAUUCUUCACUUCAUCAAAACUUAUAGAAAAGUAAAAUAGAAAUGUAGAAUACACAGACAAACAACUUGCUGGGGUGUUGGGGGAAUGCCCCUUUUUCCAUGUUAACCAUGUUCCUCUUUAGAAAUGUCUGCACGGCACAGUACCUUUUUGAAAUGAGCACAUUAGCGUUCUGGUAAAUUACUGUACAUAAGUGAUUUCUCGCAGAACUCAUCGGUAUCAGUCAGACGUCUCUCAUGUGCUUGAGACAGAUCACAAGGGCUCAAUCACACACUCACUCAUACGCUCUGAAGGUAAUCAUUUAUCAUCAGCUACUAUACAAGAAAUACAUCUGAAUAUCUUCCUUUUUUAGAUUCCUGCUUUGUGUGUGACAUCUUUAGUAUAAUUUCAUGUAAUAAUGGUGACAUACACUGUACUUACUACUGUAAACAGCCAUAUUGUUGAAAGAAGUUUAGACUGUAAUUUGAUUUUAUUAAGAGCCUAUUUGUGCGCAGUUGGCCCUGGUUACCCAGCAGAGAUCCCUCUGUGUGCCGGGAGGUUCAGGUGUGAGUUUCUCCCCGCUGACUGAGAGACAAGAGCAGACAAGUUCAGUCAAACAUCAACACACUGCAGACCCACACUCAGGGGACAAGGCACAACUUUGGCACAGUAGCUGUGCCGCAACGUUACCUUAAGACUGUACAAGUUACCACAUGCAGCUGCCAAUUAACUCCUGGCCUGUGGCAGUUUUAUCCUCUGCAGCUGACCCGUGUGCAGACUAAUAAACUGAUUUCGAUUUACGAGAGGAAAGAGAGAGAGAACAGAGAGAAAUGAAAUGAUGUGAGAUUUCUUUUAAUUUAUUUGACGUAGAGGUGUGUUUGUGCAUGUUUGGUGGUCCAGGGUGCAGUUUGUGCUCUUGGAGGCAGACAAAACCAGUGUAACCACAGUGUUGAACCACACUUCAUUUUAUACAUCAUUAAUGAGAUAAUAAUGCUUUGGUAUUUACUAAAACUUACUACAAUUAACAAAGUCCUUCUUGUCUAUGUUUCAUAUGGAAUAAAGAUUAAUAUGCCCUCAGUCAGUCACUCUAAUCCAGUGUCCUCCUCAUCACUUUUGCACUGUUGAAUCUGUUCUCAGGUUACCUCGUGCAGCACAACCCCCCAUGAGGGCAGAUAAGACAACCACUCACACACUUUGCUGUUUCCUUUGCUGUCUGCCACAGCGAGAGCUCUCCCGACUCCUUUCUGCGUCUACAAAGCAUGGAAAUCGGUCACUUUUUGCUUGGACUAUGUGCAUUCUUCUACUUUUACAGAUCUGUUUCAGCAGAGUCCACAUGCAAGCUGAAGGCCAAAUUCAACCUGAGCGGCUACAGGGAUGUAGAGAAGAAGAAGGUUGUAAUUGGGGGGAUGUUUCCUGUUCACAAGCGCAUCGCUUCCACUGAUGGCAACACUUCAAGGGUGCCCGUCUCCUCGGGGUGUGAGGGGUUUAACUUCCGUACCUUCCGCUGGACCCAGACCAUGCUGUUUGCCAUCAACGAAAUUAAUAAGAGGAACGACCUGCUGCCCAACACCGACCUGGGCUAUGUCAUCUACGACUCCUGCUUCACCAUCUCCAAGGCCGUGGAGGGCACCCUCACCUACCUGACGGGCCAAGACGAGGCCGUACCCAACUACCGCUGCGGGAAUGGGCCGCCUCUGGCUGCCCUAGUGGGUGCUGGGGGUUCUGAUCUGUCCAUUGCCACUGCGAGGAUUCUUGGACUUUAUCACUUCCCACAGGUCAGCUAUUGUUCAACUUGCUCCGCCCUGGAAAGUAAGUUCCAGUUCCCUACCUUCCUGAGGACCAUUCCCAAUGACAAGCACCAGUCCACAGCUAUUGCCCAGCUGGUGCUACACUUCGGCUGGACUUGGGUGGGCACCAUAGCUGCCAAUGAUGAUUACGGCAAGUAUGGCAUCAAGGCCUUCAAGGAACAGGUGGAGGAAGCUGGUGUGUGCAUCUCCUUCUCUGAGACUCUGCCCAAGGUGAGUUCCCCGGCGGACAUCCAGCGUAUCGUUCAAACUGUAGUUGAGUCCACGGCCAAGAUCAUCGUGGUCUUCUCUUCAGACGUGGACCUCAGUCCUCUUGUCCUUGAGCUGCUCCGGCACAAUGUGACCAACCGCACCUGGAUCGCCAGCGAGGCCUGGGUCACCUCCGCUCUCAUCAACCAGCCCGGGGUGAGCUCAUUGCUAGGUGGCACCCUGGGCUUUGGGGUAAAAAGGGCUGAUAUCCCUGGUCUUCAGCGCCAUCUACUGGAUCUGGACCCCUAUGAUGACAAGCUCACUGAGGAAUUCUGGGAGACGUUGUUUAACUGCACAUUGGACUAUGGCAAAGCUGUGAGGCAGGCCAAACAGAGGGCCAAGGAGGUUAACGGCACACUGUCCAGGGCAGUGAGGGGGGUCCCUGAUGGGCUGUGUACAGGGAGUGAGUCUUUGGCACAGCUCAAUAACACCUACUCUGAUGUCUCCCAGUUACGAAUUACUUACAGUGUGUACAAAGCCGUGUACGCUGUGGCCUACGCCUUGCACAACAUGGAGUACUGUGAAGAGGGACAGGGGCCAUUCAACGGGAACGGGUACUGUGCUGACAUCACCAACUUUGAGCCAUGGCAGCUGAUGUACUACCUGAAGAACGUGCGUUUCAAAGUGCCGCACACGGGCGAAGAGAUCUACUUUAAUGACGGAGAUGUAGAAGGCUUCUAUGACAUCAUAAACUGGCGGUUCAGUAAUAACGGGGAGAUAUCCUACGUCACUGUGGGACAGUACAAUGGCUCAGCAGCCCCAGAGGACAGGAUGACCAUAAUGAAUGACUCCAUUGUGUGGAACAAUGAAAUGUUGGAGCCUCCUCGGUCAGUGUGCAGCGAGAACUGCCAGCCGGGUGCUAGGAAGGGAAUCCGGCAGGGAGAGCCAGUUUGCUGCUUUGACUGCAUCCCGUGUGCCGAUGGAGAGAUCAGCAACGCAACUAAUGCUCGUGAAUGUAUCCUGUGCAGUGAAGACGACUGGUCCAAUGAUGCUCAUGAUACCUGUAUACCAAAAAUCAUUGAGUUCCUGGCCUUUGGAGAGCCACUGGGGAUCACUCUCAUCAUCAUCUCGGCUAUCGGAGCACUAGUCACCAUCGCUGUCGGGGUGGUGUUCGUUGUGCACAUUGGCACCCCUCUGGUGAAAGCCAAUGAUGCUCUGUUGAGUUUCUCACUGCUCUUCUCGCUAGUGGUGACCUUCCUCUGCUCCAUCGUCUUCCUCGGAGAGCCUCAGGACUGGAGCUGCAUGACCAGCCAAGUAGCCCUGGCUCUGGGCUUUGCUCUCUGCCUUUCCUCUAUAAUGGGUAAGGCAGCAGUGUUGAUGAUGAGAGCUCAGGCUCUGAAAGCGGCCCGUGUCAGAAUCAAAGCAGCUGCCAAAGCUGCAAAGGCCGCAGCCGAAGCAGCAGCUGAAGCAGCAGCCAACAGCGGCAGUCCUGAUGUCAUUGUAACCAACACAAAUAACAACAAUGACGCCAAUGCCUGUGCUUACCCUGAAGUUGACACUCUCACCUGUGCCCACCAGAGGGCGAUAACUGCUGUAGCAACAUUAAUCCAGGCUAUAGCGUGCACAGUGUGGCUCAUCAUCCUCCCUCCGCACCCUAUCAAGAACACCUCUUCCCAGAAUAUAAAGAUCAUCCUCGAGUGUGAUGAAGGCUCUGUGGUCUUCAUCUGUUGUAUCUUUGCCUAUGACAUCCUGCUGGCUCUGCUGGCCUUCAUCUUUGCUUUCAUAGCCCGCAAACUGGAGGACCACUUCAGUGAGGCGAAGUGUGUGACCUUCGGCAUGCUGGUCUUCUUCAUCGUGUGGAUCUCCUUUGUCCCGGCCUAUCUCAGCACACGUGGCAAGUUCAUGGUUGCCGUCCAGAUUUUUGCCAUCCUGGCUUCCAGCUUCGGCCUGCUGACCUGCAUCUUCCUGCCCAAGUGUUACGUUCUUUUGGUCAAACCAGAACAAAACACAGAGGAGAUGAUGAGGCCCCGCGCCAAGCCACGCGAUGGGACCUCGACUGGGACCUCGGCCUCACUCGCUACAACUGCUACGAUUGCAUCCACUGCUAUUGAUGAUUAGUGGAGCAGUGCUAAGAACUAAACUGAGCCACAACACUGAAAUUGUAAAAUAAUGUAGAUGGCUGAUGUGCCACUGCUUCACUGGGCAACUGGUCCAGCUGAUUAGGGUUCCUAGUCUUGUUAUUCAAAUCUAUUUUACAAUCCUCAUGUUUGGUCUAUAAUUAAUAGACAAAAUAUAUUAUUUACAAAAUAUUUAUAUUUACACUGACUGAAUGUGUGUCAAACCCAAGUGAAGUGUACUCUCAUUUGGGUUAGAUAGGGUUGAUUUCAAUAAGCAAUAUCCAUGAGGAAAGAAAACGGCUACCUCAACGAUUACUAAAUAUCUCAAAAAUGCAUUUUCAAAAACAUUACUAUUUCAGGAAAUAAAAUUGAGGGUCUCUGACUUUAUUUGCUAUAUUAUGAUGUCUGUAGGUCCCACUAAAACACAUUUUAACAAGUUCAGAUGCUGCUGUUGUUUCAGUUGUGGUAGUGGAAUUAAAAUUAAGGCAACAUUUACUUCAGGUAUCUGCUACUACUGCUGUACUUCUAGUUGCAAAUCAAUUUCAAAUAUAUCUGGAAUUGUUUAAAUUACAGGCAUUUAUCUUAUGCCCUAUCAACAUAUCUGAAUAAAAUGUUUACACUGCAAACUUCACUUUCUAUUACCAUAAUAACCUGUCACUGUGUGUAAUGUAGCGUAGUGUGACUGUUAGCGUAAUACAUUUCCUAAUAAUAUAAUAAAUGUUAUUUUCAGUCACUAUAA